AUUUAUUAUACAAAAAUGGCUGUUACUUGUUCUGAUAUCUUUAAACUCAUUGCUGCUAUCAUUCUUCCUCCAUUAGGGGUCUUUUUAGAAAGAGGUUGUACUUCUUCCUUCUUCAUUAAUAUUAUUUUAACCAUCUUGGGUUAUAUUCCAGGUAUACUUCACGCAUUGUAUGUGAUUGUGAAGUACUAGUUGC
Hyphopichia burtonii NRRL Y-1933 is the source of this 193-nucleotide messenger RNA. RefSeq lists its product as uncharacterized. The transcript has a single exon. Lineage: Eukaryota; Fungi; Ascomycota; Pichiomycetes; Serinales; Debaryomycetaceae. Gene Ontology annotation, cellular component: membrane. The coding region runs from base 16 to 189 and encodes 57 amino acids. The record is from RefSeq and is a predicted model, not a curated record.